AUGGCGACCGCACGAUCCAACGGCCGGACCCAUCCCCUCAAGAAACCCAGCGGACAUCGCCCGCCGGUGCCGAGAUGGACGCUGAAACUGCCCGACGGCGUCUCGCGCAUCCACACGAUCUACGUCGGGGUCCAGUCCCACAGCAGCAGCAGCGGGGCCGCCGGAGCGUCCAGGGCGGGCGAGGACGCGAUCGCCGCGAUCCUCGCCGGGAGCCGCGCCGCCGCGACCGACACGUUCCGCGUGACGCACGGCUUCGACCUCGCGGGCGCCCGGGUGUGGGCGGCAUACUUCACGGACGGGGGCGGCUACGAGGCCGCGCUCGAGGAGCUCGACCUCGUCCGGGUCUGGGGCGGGCUGGGCGCGGACAAAGCCCAGGUCGGGCUGUGGCUGGAGACCUUCUCGGCGCCCGCCGCCCGGCUCGAGACCAACUACUCCCGGCUCGAGCACCGGCCGGGCCUGGCGCGACUCCCGGGCGCCGAGCAGCCGGCGCACGAACUCACCGCGUACUGGGGCGCCGGGCGCGACCGCAUCCCGGCGUCUGCCCACGACCUCUUCCCUCCUCCCCCGGAGGGGAAUCUCCCGAAGCGUCCGGCUCCGCCCCCGGAGGGGCUCGGACAGAGAGUUCACGGGCGCAACCGCUUCGACAACAUCUGCCACAUCCGGUCCGGGCAGCACUGGGCGGGCUGCGGCGAGGAGGAACGGCGGGCGUACGAAGGGGACCUCCAGGGGGCGCUGAUGGAGGGGAUGGAGUACCUGUGGUCGCACGCGGAGGAGACGGGGACGCUGGGGCUGCGGUUCCUGCGGAACCUCGACGACCAGGGCGAGAUGGUGCGCGAGACGUGCGGGGCGGGCUUCUUCCGGAACUGGGCGGAUCUGGAGCGGUGGUCGUCGCGGCACGCGUCGCAUCUGAGGAUCUUCAACGGGGCGAUGGCGCAUGCGAAGAGGUUCGGGGAGGGCAGGAGGCUGAUGACGUGGCAUGAGGUGUGCAUCCUGAAGGAGGGCGAGGGGAGGUUCGAGUACGUCAAUUGCGAUGGGGGGACGGGGGUGAUGCGAUGGGUGGAGUUGGAGGUGGAAGAUUUGCAAACGAAAUGA
Messenger RNA from Dissoconium aciculare CBS 342.82, 1092 nucleotides. RefSeq lists its product as uncharacterized. The record is from RefSeq and is a predicted model, not a curated record. The transcript has a single exon. Lineage: Eukaryota; Fungi; Ascomycota; Dothideomycetes; Mycosphaerellales; Dissoconiaceae. Bases 1 to 1092 code for a protein of 363 amino acids.